AUGCAAUUUGACUUAAUUAGAGCUGGACUCAUUUUGGUUGGGGUACAAUUGCUGAGUAACGUUUCGGGUGUGCCAGUUGAUGGUCCAAGUCAGGAUGGAAAUCUGCAAAAGUUUAAGGGUCAAAUUGGGGCUCCAGCCCCCGCGGUAACCAUCGGUGGGCGUGGAUUUCUGGUCGCGCUCCCUAAAGGUCCACCUGCCGAGUAUACCGACGUAGCGGGAGCUCUUUCUAGAUCUUGUGACGUGCAGAAAAAUCUUUGCGCAAAUUUUGUUAAUGGUGGUAAGGGUGGUAAGGGUGAUAAAAAACUAAGCGUUUCAGAUUGUGAAGCUCAGUACUCCGAUUGCAUGAAAUCUCCUACAAACCCAUCAAAAAGCAAUACCGACCAGGCGGCCCAAGUUCCGGUUACCUCCAACAAGUUGAUUGCCAACGAAACCAAACUGGUAGAGGCAGUGAAUACAGAACCACCGAGCACAGCUUCCACGAACACAACUUCCACAACCUCAGACACAACUGCGGUAUCCACAAACACCACUUCAGCAGUGACGGCAGGCACAAGUGUGGCAGCCACAGAUACAACUACCUCUCCCGCAAAUAUCACCACUUCUCCCGCAGACACAGCUACCCCUCCCACAAACAUUACCACGACUCCCACAGAUACUACUACACCUCCUGCAGACACAGCUACACCCCCUGCAGACACAGCUACACCUCCUGCAGAAAUCACUGCUCAACCCACCAACACAACCACUCUUCCCAAGGACACAAACACUCCAUCUGCCGACACAAACACUCCUCUUAAGGACACCACCACACCUCCCAAAGAGACAACUGACCCUCCAGCAAACGCUACCACUCCAUCCACAGACAAAUCCACACCGCCGGCAAAUGCUACCACUCCUCCCACAGAGACAAAUAACCCUCCUGCAAAUGCUACCAUUCCAUCCACGGAAAAAUCCACCCCGCCGGUAAAUGCCACUACUCCACCUGCAGACACAUCCACCCCUCCUAAAGACACAGUCACUCCAUCUAAAGACAACACUCCUCCUGCAAACACAACUAACACUACCCCAGGAAGUCAGACUAGUGAAGGAAAUUUCCAAACAUUUACUGGUGCACUUGGAAACAUUCCAGCACCAAAGGUAGUAAAGAAUGGCAACAAAUUUGAUGUCCUUAAGGCAAAGGGGGGCAAGGCAACAUUGAAUGCCUUGAAGAACGCGAUCGUGCGUUCUUGUGAUGUACAAUUCAAUGCUUGUGCAGACGCAUUCAACCUUAACAAAACGCCUGGGACAAGCUUGGACGCUUGCGGAAAGCAAAAGACUGACUGCCUUGCAACUGUUGAUGAGUCUGUGAAGAAAGCGGGAGAUACAACCGCAUCACCAAGUGGCAAUCCAAGUACUCCAAACACUACUCCAAGUACUCCAGAUACUACACCACCUACUACAUCCACCCCGCCCACAAACACAACUACCCCAUCCCCAAACACAAAUCCUCCUCCAACACAGUCUACUGAAGGAAAUCUUCAAACAUUUACUGGGGCCCUUGGAGGUAUUCCACCGCCAAAGGUUGUAAAGGGCGAAAAGAAAUUUGAUGUAAUCAAAGCAGAUGGAAGUAAGGCGACUCUUGGUAGCUUGAAGAACGCACUUGUACGUUCUUGUGAUGUGCAGUUCAACAAGUGUGCAGACGCCUUCAACCUCAAGAAAACUCCUGGAACAAGCCUAGACGCCUGUGGAAAGCAAAAAUCUGAUUGCAUAGCCUCGACCGAUGAGUCUGUCAAGAAAGCGGGAGAUACGACUUCGUCAUCGACUAGCACUUCAAGUACUACUCCCACCAAUCCUCCAUCUAAUGCUACUACUACCCCAAUCAACGCAAGUAACCCUCCCACCAACACGGCGACUCCACCCACCAACACGGCGACUCCACCCACCAACACGACCUCACCUACAGACAAAAAUCCUGCGCCAAAUGCCUCUACUGAAGGAAACCUUCAAACAUUUACUGGUGCGCUUGGAGGCAUCUCACCGCCAAAGGUAGUAAAGGGCGACAAGACAUUUGAUGUCAUCAAAAAAGCUGGAGGUAAGGCAACUUUGAAUACUUUGAGGGACGCGCUUGUACGCUCUUGUGAUGCCCAAUUCAAUGCCUGUGCGGACGCCUUCAACCUUAAGAAAACUCCCGGCACAAGCUUAGAGACAUGUGGAAAACAAAAAACUGAUUGCACAGCAACAGUUGAUGAGUCUGUUAAGAAAGCGGGAGAUGCGAAAGCCUGA
Messenger RNA from Melampsora larici-populina 98AG31, 2262 nucleotides. RefSeq lists its product as uncharacterized. NCBI's taxonomy places the organism in Eukaryota, Fungi, Basidiomycota, Pucciniomycetes, Pucciniales, Melampsoraceae. The record is from RefSeq and is a predicted model, not a curated record. Bases 1 to 2262 code for a protein of 753 amino acids. The transcript is spliced from 9 exons.